AUGUUUGCAGCAGAGAAGCUGAAAAGCAAUACCAACGUUCUCCCCAGUCAUUCAGCUCUGCAGACUUCACCUCCCGACACAGCUCAGCCGGGCGCCCUUCCGCCCAUCGCACGGUCACCCCCGCCCCUCACUGGGACCCCAGGCCGGGCUGACUGCAGGAGCCCCCAGCCCCUAGGGACGCCUCAUCUCCGCCCCCACCCCCGCCCCGCCUCGGCCCUUCGGACCAUCCACUCGCCAGCUGAACGCAAGCUGGUGGGGUCACCCAUCCACGUCCCGCUCGAAGCCCUGUGA
Molecule: messenger RNA, 291 nt
Organism: Rangifer tarandus platyrhynchus (Svalbard reindeer)
Lineage: Eukaryota; Metazoa; Chordata; Mammalia; Artiodactyla; Cervidae
Source: the annotation of a GenBank genome assembly